UGCAAUGAAUUUUUACUUGGUAAUGAAUAUUUACUUAGUCCACAGAGCUGGUGCCCAGGUAAACAGUGCAUCUCAUAGGCAGAGCCUUCCUGGCCACCCCUCAGGCAAUGCCUGGUGGAUAUAAGCGGCACCUGACAGUGAGGGACAGACACACUCUGUGAGACACCAGCCUGCAACACCAGUGCUCACUGCCUUCCUCCAUGAAGCUCAGUGCCACCGUCGCCCUGCUCAUGCUGGCGUGCACCUGCAGCUCUGGCUCUGAGGAGACGUGCCCAUCAUUCCACCAAGUUCUCCAUAACUUCCUGGUGGGCACACUGUCCAGCUACCAGAGCAUGGUGGAACCCUUCAAGCCAGACGCGGACAUGCAGGAAGCAGGCACUGUCAUGAAGAACCUGGUGGACAGCCUGCCCCAGAGCACCCGGGAGAAGGUGCUGAAGCUCUCGGAAAAAAUAGUAACAACCAAAGUGUGUGCUUAGAAUUCAGCAACCCAAAGCUGCUGGACUCGAAGCUGAAGAUGCCACCCACCCCCUGCCUCUGCCCCCUUGGCGUUUCAAUAAACCUUGAGCAUCUCACUUA
Messenger RNA from Cavia porcellus (domestic guinea pig), 576 nucleotides. It is a transcript of the gene Scgb1a1, whose product is annotated as secretoglobin family 1A member 1. The record is from RefSeq and is a predicted model, not a curated record. Gene Ontology annotation, cellular component: cytoplasm. The coding region runs from base 201 to 476 and encodes 91 amino acids. Gene Ontology annotation, biological process: signal transduction. Lineage: Eukaryota; Metazoa; Chordata; Mammalia; Rodentia; Caviidae. The transcript is spliced from 3 exons.